UGUUCUGUUCUUCGAUUCUCUUCAUCGUCUCACUCGAAAACCCUAGCUGUCUAUCCCCUUCGCUCUCGCCUUCGUUAUUCUUGUCUUACUUUCGGACUCCCAGCAAUGGCGUCGGCGGCGGCAAGCGAGCACACGGUGUUGCAGUUCGCGGCACCGUCGACGGCGGCGACAACGUCAACGAGCUUAACGGCGAAGGUCCACCCGCUGGUGAUAUUCAACAUCUGCGAUUGCUACGUGAGGCGACCUGACCAGGCCGAGCGGGUCAUUGGUACUCUACUCGGCUCUGUCCUAACCGAUGGCACCAUUGAUAUCCGCAAUUCCUACGCUGUUCCUCACAACGAAUCUUCCGAUCAGGUUGCUUUGGAUAUUGAUUAUCAUCACAAUAUGUUGGCAUCCCACCAAAAGGUGAAUCCAAAAGAAGUGAUUGUUGGAUGGUAUUCGACUGGUUUUGGGGUCACUGGUGGUAGCGCCCUGAUCCAUGAAUUCUACUCCAGGGAAGUGACCAACCCUGUCCAUCUAACUGUGGACCCAGGAUUCAGGAAUGGAGAGUGUAACAUAAAAGCUUAUGUUUCAGCCAAUUUGUCUCUUGGAGAUCGGCAACUUGCUGCUCAAUUUCAAGAGAUUCCUCUUGAUCUUCGCAUGGUAGAAGCUGAGCGUGUUGGAUUUGACAUUCUCAAGACAACGGCAGUUGACAAACUUCCUAGUGAUUUAGAAGGAAUGGAACUCUCAAUGGAAAGGCUACUAGCUUUGAUUGAUGAUGUAUACAAAUACGUUGAUGAUGUUGUGGAAGGGCGUGUUGCACCAGAUAACAGCAUAGGGCGAUUUCUAGCAGAUACUGUUGCAUCUCUUCCCAAAUUGCCACCAUCAGCUUUUGAUAAGCUUGUGCACGACAGCUUGCAGGACCAGUUGCUUCUUUUAUAUUUGUCGAGCAUCACCAGGACACAACUCAGUAUAGCAGAGAAAUUAAAUACAGCUGCUCAGCUGCUGUAAAUUUUCUUUUACCUGUCAGAUCAUAGGAAUCAGUCUGUCUGAAACAAUUUCUUGAGUCUUUUCCAGACUGCUGGUGAUAUAUAUCACAAACUGUGGCAGACAAGGGCAGUGAUUUUUGUUAAAAAAAAAGCUGUAAUAUUUUUUUUUGGGCGUGAUAUUGAGUAGGCAAAAUUGUCUUCAAAUUUAAAGAGAUUGUUUUAUAGUUGCUCAGUUACCAUUGAGAAACAAUGUAUUCCCCAGUGAGGUUAAGAUUAAAUUCUCUAAUUUUCCA
Carica papaya (papaya) is the source of this 1261-nucleotide messenger RNA. It is a transcript of the gene EIF2, whose product is annotated as eukaryotic translation initiation factor 2. Gene Ontology annotation, cellular component: eukaryotic translation initiation factor 3 complex, eIF3m. Gene Ontology annotation, biological process: translational initiation. Lineage: Eukaryota; Viridiplantae; Streptophyta; Magnoliopsida; Brassicales; Caricaceae. Gene Ontology annotation, molecular function: metallopeptidase activity; translation initiation factor binding; translation initiation factor activity. The record is from RefSeq and is a predicted model, not a curated record.